Molecule: messenger RNA, 3174 nt
Organism: Hemibagrus wyckioides
Lineage: Eukaryota; Metazoa; Chordata; Actinopteri; Siluriformes; Bagridae
Exons: 21
Coding region: 29-3016 (995 amino acids)
Biological process (GO): proteolysis; extracellular matrix organization; collagen catabolic process
Cellular component (GO): extracellular matrix
Molecular function (GO): zinc ion binding; metalloendopeptidase activity
Source: RefSeq, a predicted model, not a curated record
UACAUCAGUUUGUUAGAAGGGAAGCAAGAUGAAGACUUACUAUCAGUUGUGCAUCCUGGUUGCCAUGGUGUUCAGGGUUCGCUCAGACCCAAUACCACUGACUAAUGACUCGAAUGAUGAAGAGUUUGCAAAGAAUUACUUGAAGAAACUGUACAACAUGCAAGAUGAGAACAAACCAUCUUUGGGGCGCAAGGUCAAUGAGAUGAGCUUGAAGCUCAGUGAGAUGCAGCAGUUUUUCAAGUUAAAUGUGACAGGAACUCUGGACGCUGAAACACUGGAGAUGAUGAAGAAGCCCCGCUGUGGUGUUCCAGAUGUUUCUUCAUACAGGGCCAUAGCUUUUUCUAACAAAUGGUCUAAAAACAGCUUGACCUACAGAAUUGAGAAUUACACUCCUGACAUGUCUAAGGCUGAAGUGGACGACUCUAUCGAGAGAGCGCUGCAAGUCUGGGCUCGGGUCACUCCACUGAAGUUUACUCGCAUCUACGAUGGUGUAGCCGACAUCAUGAUCUCUUUUGCUGUCGGAGAUCACCGUGAUGGAUCUCCAUUUGAUGGACCUAAUGGUAUCUUGGCUCAUGCAUUUUUCCCUUCCCCUGGCAUCGGUGGAGACGCCCAUUUUGAUGAUGAUGAGACCUUCACCUUCAAAUCUUCGCGGGGAUACAACCUGUUCAUCGUGGCUGCUCAUGAAUUUGGACACUCUUUGGGCCUUGACCAUUCUAAUGUUCCUGGUGCUCUGAUGUAUCCAACAUACAGCUACAGCCCUCCUGACACGUUUGUUCUGCCCAGAGAUGAUGUUAAUAGAAUUCAGUCUCUGUAUGGAUCAAGUACUGUCAAUCCCGAUAAGCCUGACCCUGAACCACCAGUCAACCCUAAUGCCUGUGUCCCGGAUGCUGUUACAACCCUGCAUGGAGAAAAGCUCUUCUUCAAGAACAGGUUCCUCUGGCGCAGUCACCCACAGCUUACCACAACCACAAAAUAUCCGAUCAAGCGUUUCUGGCGCAAUAUUCCAGAUAAUAUUGAUGCUGCUUUUGAGCAUACAUCAGCUGAUUUGGUGUACAUCAUUAAAGGUCAGAAGGUCUGGGCUGUUCGCAGUUUCAAGGUUGUGAAAAGCAUGAGUCUCAGUGCCUUGGGCUUGCCAGCAGCAGUGAAGCAGAUCGACGCUGCCCUUUAUGAUGAAUUUUCCAGAAAGGUGCUGUUUUUUGUUGGCAGGUCAUACUACAGCUACGACAUGAACAGGAAGGCGAUGGACAGAGGCUACCCGAAAUUAGUGACAACAAGCUUCCCAGAAGUGACCAAAAAAGUUACUGCAGCUUUUCAGGAAGAUGGUUAUAACUAUCUCUUCAGUGGGUCAGAGGUUUUCCAGUAUAAUAACGGAAGGCUGGUGAAGGUGCUGAAAAGCAACCACUUCUUGCAGUGUGAAGCAGGUGCCUGCAAAUCCCAUGCAGCUGAUCUCAACCAAGUCACACUGGGUUCUCCGCUUGAUUCAGCAGCCCUGCUCCACAAGUUCCUCAAAAUUCUUGUUGGCAUCUUCAGAAUCCCACUUAGAUAUGGAAAGAACAAGCAGAACCUCUUCAUGCUAAAAGGAAAUUUAAAGAGACUGUGCAAAACCAGAAAGAGAAGCAAGAUGAAGACUUACUACCAGUUGUGCAUCCUGGUUGCCAUGGUGUUCAGGGUUCGCUCAGACCCGAUACCACUGACUAAUGACUUGAAUGAUGAAGAGUUUGCAAAGAAUUACUUGAAGAAACUGUACAACAUGCAAGAGGAGAACAAACCAUCUUUUGGGCGCAAGGUCAAUGAGAUGAGCUUGAAGCUCAGUCAGAUGCAGCAGUUUUUCAGGUUAAAUGUGACAGGAACUCUGGACACGGAAACAUUGGAGAUGAUGAAGAAGCCCCGCUGUGGUGUUCCAGAUGUGGCUGCUUUCAGUGCUGACUCGUCAAGUAAUAAGUGGCCCACCAACAAACUGACGUACAGGAUUGAGAAUUACACUCCUGACAUGUCUGUGGCUGAAGUGGAUGACUCUAUCGAGAGAGCGCUGCAAGUCUGGGCUCGCGUCACUCCCCUGAGGUUCACUCGCAUCUACAGCGGUGUAGCCGACAUCAUGAUCUCUUUUACUGUCGGAGAUCAUGGUGAUGGAUCCCCAUUUGAUGGACCUAAUGGUCUCUUGGCUCAUGCAUUUGGCCCCGCUGUUGGCCUUGGUGGAGACACCCAUUUUGAUGAUGAUGAGACCUUCACGUUCAAGUCUGAUGAUGGAUACAUCUUGUUCUUGGUGGCGGCACAUGAAUUUGGUCACGCCCUGGGCCUGGACCAUUCCAGUGAUCCUGGAGCACUCAUGAAUGCAAGGUACACCUACAGAGAUGUUGACAACUUCCUUCUUCCUGGAGACGACGUCGGAAAAAUUCAGGCUCUCUAUGGUCCAAACCCUGAAAUGCCUGAUGUGCCCACACCUCCAUCCACUCCUAAUGCCUGUGACCGCAAUCUGGUCCUGGAUGCUGUUACAACCCUGCGUGGAGAGAUGUAUUUCUUCAAGGAUAAAUUUUUCUGGCGCCUCCACCCUCAGAACCCUCAAACUGAACAAUUUCUGAUUAAGAGCUUUUGGCCUGAGCUUCCAGAUAAUAUUGACGCUGCUUUCGAGGAUCCAUCAGAUGACUUGGUGUACAUCUUUAAAGGUCAGAAGGUCUUGGUUCUCAACGCUUAUGACGUUGUGAAUCGCAAGACUCUCAGUAGCUUCGGCUUGCCGGCCAGUGUGAAGAAGAUCACCGCUGCCCUUUAUGAUGAGUAUACCGGAAGGGCUUUGUUCUUCACUGGCAAAAAAUACUACAGCUACGACACAACCAACAAAAAGAUGGACAAGGGUUACCCUAAACUGGUGGACAAGAGAUUCCAGGGAAUGACAGGAAAAGUCUUGGCAGCCUUCCAGCAAAGGGGUUUCACCUACCUCAUCAGUGGACCACGCAUAUUCGAGUUUAGUAAAACAUCUUUGAUGCGUGUGCUGGAUAACAAACACUUCCUGCGGUGUUAAAAGACAUGAAUGCCUUUUAUGCUUUUAUCUUAUACCUGUCUUUCAGUGACAGUGAAUGUGCCGAUAAUACAGUAAACUAUUUAAUAAUUUAAAAAGAAAAUUGUUAUUAAUUUAUGAGUCAUUUCCUUAACAACUGUAAUUCCUUAUGUUGUACUAUU